Molecule: messenger RNA, 480 nt
Organism: Peniophora sp. CBMAI 1063
Lineage: Eukaryota; Fungi; Basidiomycota; Agaricomycetes; Russulales; Peniophoraceae
Source: the annotation of a GenBank genome assembly
AUGGCUGCCAGCUCUCAAUCACUGGCCUCGCCAGCAAUCCGUCUUCAGAUAGCCCUACAUGCUCUCAUGUUCCUCGACGAAAACCCUGAGUUCAGCACAGCCGAGAUGCUGUUAUCUGCCCACUCUCGUGUCCUCGAUGUUCUCUCCGAGCUCAGUGUCUGGCUUGGACAUGACAUGAAACGUCGUCUAGAAGAGUCUCAGAAGCUUGGUCAGCUCGUCAACUCUGCUGUGAGCACUGCCAUUGGUGUCAAUGCUCUGCAACGAGCCGUGGAAUGGCUGGAUGCGGGAAGAGGCCUCAUAUGGACGCAGGCGAUGUCAUUGCGCAACCCUCUGCACGAACUCGAGCAAAUCCGUCCAGAUCUCGCGCGUGCUCUCGAGGACGUGCGAGUCCAACUGCGGAAUUCCAUCAAUGCGUCGGUUGGAAGUGAUGCUACUGGAUUGAUGUUGAAUGUAGUUCCUGUCACAGGGCAGGGCAAUUAG